GUUUGUAGCAACUUUUCGCGAGAACGCAAAGCUGUUGUUGAUUGGCUUGGAGUUUUUUAGCGUAUGGGAACGUGGCGUUCCAUUACCAAGACGCGAGGUAGCAGAUGGGGCAGUACUUAUUACUACUGUUGCUGGAAAAAGUGAGGAAGAGAAUACCGGUGUGUGUACCAGGAUUUUAAAACCGGAUGCUCCUCGAGUAUAUUUGUAAUAUGAUUUUGUGUUAAACCAGAUUACUGUCCCAUUUAUUUUAAAUGCAAAUUUGAAGUAAUUGGAUUGUGACAUAUUAUAAAGCCUCUUGGAAUUUAACUGUUGACUUGAGAUGGAGCAGAGCACUAACCUGAUGAAGUGAAUUGGUCUAAGCUUCAACUUUCCACAUAAAGAAGAUGCGUACCCUUUUAUGGGGACAUUGACUUACUUUGUGAAAACUGUAGAGAAAAAUUAAAAGUUGUAAACCUUUAGUUCAUUGCGUCUGCACAAGUUGAAACUACAUUGACGGUUCUUCCUUGCAGAGAACAGUGACUGACCGAAUGAAGACCAAUAGGUGGCACGUACUUCAUGGCUUAAUGGUGUUGGUACGAGCAGCAGUAAACUGAGUCAACCAGAUAACUUACAAGGAUGAAGUGAAAAAAUGCUUGUAUUUGCCUGCUGAUAAAAUUGCACACAGCUUAACCAACCAGUUUUAAGGACUACUGAACUCUGUCUUAGCUUCACAUAAUGGAACUCCUAACAUUGUCUAGACAAAACUGUUUCAAAGAUUACAAAAAGCAUUUUAGUAGGACAUUCUUAAUUUUUAUUAUGAUGUUCCUAAUUGCUUUGGUUUGCACUGAUGAGGAUUAUUAUAAAUUACUUGGAGUAAAACGAGAAGCCAGCAACAGGGAAAUAAGACAGGCUUUCAAGAAGCUUGCCCUAACAAUGCACCCAGAUAAGAAUCAGAAUGACCCUGAUGCCCAUGAAAAGUUUUUGAAAAUAAACCGAGCAUAUGAAGUGCUAAAAGAUGAAGAACUUAGAAAAAAGUAUGACAAAUAUGGGGAAAAGGGGCUUCAAGAUCACCAGGAAGGCAGACAAUAUGAAAGCUGGAAUUUCUAUCGUUAUGAUUUUGGUAUUUAUGAUGAUGACCUUGAAAUUAUAACUUUGGACAGAGGAGAUUUUGAUGCGGCUGUGAACUCUGGAGAGCUUUGGUUUGUCAACUUUUAUUCUCCCCGUUGCUCGCACUGCCAUGAUUUGGCACCUACGUGGCGCGAGUUUGCUAAAGAAAUGGAUGGUGCUAUUCGUAUUGGAGCUGUAAACUGUGGUGACAACAGAAUGUUUUGUCGAACGAAAGGAAUUUCCAGCUACCCAAGCUUGUAUAUCUUCAGGGCUGGAAUGAGUCCAGUAAAGUAUUUUGGGGAUCGAUCUAGAGAUAAUUUGAUAGAGUUUGCUAUGCAGUACAUAACCAGCAAAGUGACAGAACUGGGAACAGCAAACUUUGUCAAGGCCAUAAAGACAGCAUUUGAUUCUGGUAUUGGUUGGCUGAUCACGUUCUGUUCUGACACUGGAGAUUGUUUGUCAAAGGAAACAAAGUUGAAACUAGCUGGAAUGCUGGAAGGUCUUGUUAACGUAGGCUGGAUGAAUUGUGUCACUGACAGAGAACUUUGUAAAAGUUUGGACAUUUCAUCAAGUACAACUGUUUACUUUCCCCCUGGAGCUGUUAUCAGCAGUAAAGAUAAAAACAGUGCUUUGUUUCUGAGUAGUUUAGAUGCCAGAGAAGUAUAUGGAGAAGUAAUGAAGCAUCUUCCACCUCUAGAAAUGCUUUCUGCAACCACAUUAAAGGAUAAGGUUACUUACCACCGAUGGCUAGUGUUCUUCUCCUUUGGUGAAAUGGAUGAGGUUGGCGCAAAUGAUUUUAAAAAGCUUAAAGUUCUUCUUAAAAGUGACCACAUACAGGUAGGACGAUUUGACUGCCAGUCUGCAAAUGAUGUCUGCAGUGAUCUUUAUAUUCAUAGCCCUAAUCUGGCAGUCUUCAAGGGCAAAGGACUGAAGGACUAUGAGGUCUAUCAUGGUAAGAAGUUGCUUUAUGACAUAGUUUCAUUUGCUAAGGAGAGUGUUACUGCUCACGUUGUCACUCUUGGACCUCAGAAUUUCCCCAGCAAUAAAAAAGAACCUUGGCUAGUGGACUUUUUUGCACCUUGGUGCCCUCCUUGCCUUGCUCUGCUUCCUGAGUUAAGAAAAGCUUCCAGACAGCUGAAUGGCCAACUGCAUUUUGGCACACUUGAUUGCACCAUCCAUGAGAGCCUUUGCAACACUUACAAUAUUCGGGCCUAUCCAACAACACUGGUAUUCAAUCAGUCCAGUGUCCUUGAAUAUGAGGGGCAUCACUCUGCAGAACAGAUUCUGGAAUUUAUUCAGGAUCUCAUGAAUCCUUCUGUGGUCACAUUGACACCAGAGACCUUUGAAGAAUUGGUGAAGAGGAGAAAAAAAGAUGAAAUGUGGAUGGUUGAUUUCUAUGCGCCAUGGUGUGGCCCAUGCCAGGCUCUAAUGCCAGAGUGGAAAAGAAUGGCCAGGCUGUUAAAUGGCCUGAUAAAUGUUGGUUCGGUGGACUGUCAGAAAUAUUAUUCUUUCUGUCACCAAGAAUCUGUAAGGGCUUACCCUGAGGUCCGACUGUUUCCACAAAGCUCUAAAAAAGCUUCUAAUCACUAUAUCUACAAUGGUUGGCACAGAGAUGCUUACUCACUGCGUGCUUGGGGACUUGGAUAUCUGCCUCGUGCAUCGGUGGAUUUGACACACGAAGAUUUUACUCAAAAAGUAUUACAUGGGAAAGACAGCUGGGUUAUUGAUUUCUAUGCUCCCUGGUGUGGACCCUGUCAAAGUUUUGCUCCAGAAUUUGAACUUCUUGCUAGGACUGUCAAAGGCAAAGUGAAAGCUGGAAAAGUGGAUUGUCAGAGUUACCCAUACACGUGCCAGACAGCUGGGAUUAGAGCUUAUCCAACUGUAAAAUUUUACCCAUUCUUAGGAGGAAAGAAGAAAAAUGAAGAAGGAGAGUACAUGAAUACCAGAGAUGUGAACGUUAUAGCUGAAACAAUAAAUAAAAGGCUGGAAGAAAUCUCUGUCAAGACUGGCACCCACUCUUCAUCUAAGAGGGAUGAACUUUGAUGAAAACAAAAUUAAUGAUGACAUAUGAAUAAAUACAAGCAAGCAAGAAUGAUGCCAAAGAAAUGGAGACACUACAACAUUUAAGGAAAUAUUGACCACUUUUAAUGGCUGUAACAUGUAAACUAAAGGUGAACUGAAAUGUUUGAACUGCAUGUAACCUUAAAAGGUUGUGUACAAAGCUGUAACUUUUUUGUUACUUAAUAUUUAUACAGUUCUUUUUGAACUGUGUAUCAAGUCUUUAAGACUUGUUUUUAUUCUUUGUAUAAUACAUAAACAAUUACUGAAAUAAGUAUACAAAUACUGUAUUUUGGAGGUCAGCAUUUGGAUGGAUAUUUUUGGUCAGCUGUGUGUCUGGUUUGGAAUUUAAUAGUAUUUUAAAUAGAUUUAUUUGAGAAUUUGAAGCAAGCAGGCUGAGUUUUCUAUUUGAAAUAUUUAGUGGAAUGGAUAUUUAUUUGUUUUUAUUAAAAUAUUUUGUCAUAACAUUUCUCAUCACUUCAUGUUCCACUUACUUGUGCUAUACAUUGAUCAGUUUAUAAUAUUUGAAGAGAUUUCUGUCAGAUUCAUUAUUGCAUUCUCAUGAAAAUCUUAAGUGAGUAACUGUACUCCAUAUGUCUAUGAUGGAACUUGUAAACUGUAUUAAAAUUAAUUUAGGUGUACUAAUGUGAAACCUUCUAAAUAUGAUGUUACACGAGCAUGAUAAGGAGGUAUCAUUUUAUUUGAGUAGAAUUUUUUAAGCACUUUCAUAGAGUUUUGAAUGUAAUGUAGCCUGAAGACACUGUAAUUGUUCCACAGUAUAAAUCACUGAACUUUGAUAAAUAUUGUUAUUGUACAUGUCCUUAAAAGUAUUUCAUCCCACUAAGUCUUUUUUAAAUAGAUAAACUGCUCUAAGAUGUCAGCAAUAAAGAAUGUCGCUUGCAUAUA
This is a messenger RNA of Protopterus annectens (West African lungfish), 4050 nucleotides long. It is a transcript of the gene DNAJC10, whose product is annotated as DnaJ heat shock protein family (Hsp40) member C10. The transcript has 24 exons. Bases 715 to 3129 code for a protein of 804 amino acids. Lineage: Eukaryota; Metazoa; Chordata; Ceratodontiformes; Protopteridae. The record is from RefSeq and is a predicted model, not a curated record.